Messenger RNA from Melampsora larici-populina 98AG31, 2787 nucleotides. RefSeq lists its product as uncharacterized. The record is from RefSeq and is a predicted model, not a curated record. Gene Ontology annotation, molecular function: GTPase activator activity. The coding region runs from base 1 to 2787 and encodes 928 amino acids. Gene Ontology annotation, biological process: signal transduction; activation of GTPase activity. The transcript is spliced from 4 exons. NCBI's taxonomy places the organism in Eukaryota, Fungi, Basidiomycota, Pucciniomycetes, Pucciniales, Melampsoraceae.
AUGAACUUUGCACCACCACCUCGAUUAUCUUCUCGCGGUAAUCAUGAUAACAACAAUCACCAACAUACUACCAGUGCCACUUCAUUACCCAUCAGACAACGUGCCCAAUCUGCUCAAUCUCAUGAUCCAUCCAUUUUGAAUUUGAAACCAUUCAAUCAAUCAACUCCCAGAUCACGUCCAUCUUUCACAACACAGCCCAAUUCAAGUACUUCAACCUUGAAUCGAUCUGCUCUUCCAUCACCUUCAAAUCGAUUCACAAGUGCUCGUUUGAAUUCUCAAAGUUUCAAAUUAAAUGAUGAACCUCAUCAACUUUCAACCUCAACAUCAUCAUCUCCAAAUCGACAACGUACUCAGACACUUACUUCAAUACCUAUUCCUAAACAAACCUUUCGAUCAAAUACAGCGAUCACACCACAAAGAUCUCGGACUCGCCUCACUCCAUCUCGAUCAACUAGUACUUCACCUUUACCACCUCGUAAUGUUCGAUCACCUAAUCCUACCAUCACAUCUGAUGAAGAACCGGAUAUACCACUUCGUAAAUCUUUACGGACUAAUCCAAACCAAUCAUCCGUCAUCAAGAAAUCAUCUAACAAAUCCAAUCCAAUCACCAAUACAAAUGUUAAAUCAAAAUCAAAAUCAACUACAUACUUACCUCAAUCCAAUACUGAACCCAUCAGAUUACAAAGUUUUGAUUUAAAUCCACUGAAUGUAGAAAAAUCUAAUCACACUGAAUCUACAUUUUCAUCUCUUGAGAAACCUUUGCGAUCGAAUUCCACCAAUCUCAGUUGCAAAUCCAUCCCAGAAGUGAUUAAUCUUGUUACUAAUAGAGAAAGCAUCUUGAAGAAUUCGAUCAACUCAGUCAAUGAACUUCCAAAUCACUUUGAUCUACCGAUUGAUGAUGAAAGGAAAAGGGCUCUUCAACACAUCAUGACUUCAUUGGGACACGAGUCUUUCAUAAGUCUCAUCGAUCAAUUCAAACUACAUGAACUUCUUUCACAACGCGAACUUUAUCAUACUCAACAACAAAUCCAAUCACGUCUCGCUUUCAUUCAACCUGAUCUCUUUUCACCUCAACCUGAAUUGUUCAGAUCUCAAAAUUUUGAUUCGAGCGAACAUCCAACUUCAGAAUCCAAACUGCACACUACUUCAUCUCAUUCAAAUUCUUCAGCUCCCAUCCACUAUCCAACAUCAAAUAAUAAACGAUCAGGAUCAAGUUCAACACCUGGAAAUAACUUUCUUGAAAAAUUCCGUACCAAAUUGAAUUCAAAGAACCUCUUGGGAAACAAAACUAGAAACAAGAAAUUAAGUGGUACAAUCUCAAGUCAACUUUUUUCACCUACUUCAUCCUUUAAUCGGAUUUCAUCCUCGGAAAAAAUCAGUAUAAGUGUCUCAAGAUCAAGUGUAACUCAAGAGAAACAUAAAAGUCAAAUCUUGGGUGCUCAAUUAGAAUCCAUGAACAAAUCCACUUGCGUAAUUACUAUCGGAUCUAGUUUGCAUGUCUUACCUACUUUACCAUUCAUGGUGAUUGAAGAAAUCUAUCGUAGAGGCAUGCACACCAUUGGCAUCCUACGAAUCACAGGCGACUUCAAUCGAAUCGAUAGUUUAAUGCAACUCUUUCAAACUUGUACACAACCUGAUCUAUCACAAGAAGACAUUCAUACAUUAGCUGGCACUUUGAAACAAUUCUUAAGAGCUUUACCAGAUCCGAUUUUCCAUCCCAUCUUUUUUGAAGCACUUUGUACAUCAUGUCAAUCCACCAAUGAUGAAACUCAAUCAAAAUCAAUUGAAUUAGUUUCGAAUCUUUUAAAACUUUUACCUACCAGAUCAUUAAGUUUAUUGAUUUAUUUGAUUUCGUUUUUAUCUAAGAUCCCACAAUUUCCAGAAAAUCGAAUUCAAUUUGAUUCAAUUUCAUUAAUCUUUGGUCCUACCAUCUUUUUAUCACGUCAAAUCGGUUUACCUGGCCUAGGUUUAAAUUCGUAUUCUGCUAGUUUAGGUGAAGGACUUUUGAUCGAAACAAAAAAAUCUAGAGAUUGUUUGUUUUGGUUAUUAGGUAGAUGGGAUGAGAUUUUGAAGUGUUUGGUUUCGAAUGAAGGUUUAGAUCAGAAACUUGAAUUUGUUCAAAAGAAAGUGGAAUUGAGUUUAUCGGAUGAUUCGUUGAUUUAUUCAUCUGGAGAUGAAAACCCAACACAAACUCCAAAAGAUGAAGAUGUUCAUCAAAGUUCAAAACCGUUUACUUGGAUCAAUUUAAAUGAAGUUGAAAAAAGUCAAUCGAUCAAAACCAAUCGAACAUCUAAUUCUACCGUUGAGUUUACUACCUCCACCAUUCAUCAAGAAAUUCAAGAUUCUUCACCAGAAGACGAUCAAGGGUUUGAUGAUCGAUGUAAAGUGAACAAGGAAAAAGAAGAGAAAGUGAAGAUUAAAAGAAAUUCAAGUUUAGAUUCUAAUGAUGAAUUCGAACCUGAAGAAGUAAAUUUAAAAGUAAAUCCCCAAGAUUCGACCAUUAACCAAACAACCACAAGAAGUAGUAUCGGAUCCGAAAAGAACUUAACACUCAAUCCGACUUUACCAUUGGAUCUGAACAAAAGUUCAAUGAAGAUCAAACUUGAAUUAAAAUUAGCAUUAGAAAGAAUCAAAGAAUUAGAAAACCAAUUGAGUGAAUCAAAUGAGAUUAAAGAAGAUGAAAUUAAAAAAAGAUUACAGAUUGAAGUGGAAUUUGAUCGAGUCUUGAUGGAAUCAAAUGGUUUGAAAGAUAAAUUGAAAUCCAUUCAACUCGUUUUAGAUUCUUGA